Musa acuminata subsp. malaccensis (wild Malaysian banana) is the source of this 947-nucleotide messenger RNA. RefSeq names its product small ribosomal subunit protein eS10z. Gene Ontology annotation, cellular component: cytosolic small ribosomal subunit. Lineage: Eukaryota; Viridiplantae; Streptophyta; Magnoliopsida; Zingiberales; Musaceae. The record is from RefSeq and is a predicted model, not a curated record. Gene Ontology annotation, molecular function: structural constituent of ribosome; RNA binding.
ACCUGGCGUUAGGGUUUUGCUUGUUUGGUCUCUGCGGCUCCUCGGCGCUGGGCUCUUCGUCCUCUCGCUUGCGUAGGCUUCCGUUCUUGCCCCAAGAAGCCAUGAUCAUUCCGAAGAAGAAUCGCCAUGAGAUCUGCAAGUACCUCUUCCAAGAGGGGGUGCUGUACGCGAAGAAGGACUAUAACCUUGCAAAGCACCCGGAUAUCGAUGUGCCGAACCUACAGGUGAUCAAGCUGAUGCAGAGCUUCAAGUCGAGGGAGUAUGUGAGGGAGACAUUUGCCUGGCAGCACUACUACUGGUACCUCACCAAUGAUGGCAUCGAGUACCUUAGAACUUUCCUUAACCUACCCUCAGAGAUUGUUCCUGCGACACUGAAGAAGUCCGCUAGGCCGCCGCCGACCCGCCCAUUUGGCUCUGGUCCUCCUGGUGAUCGUCCCAGAGGACCUCCCCGGUUCGAAGGAGAUAGACCAAGGUUUGGAGACAGGGAUGGGUAUCGUGGAGGCCCUCGUGCUGGCCCUCCGGGUGAUUUUGGGGACAAGGGUGGAGCACCUCCAGAAUUCCAGCCAUCUUUUCGAGGUACCGGUGGCAGACCUGGGUUUGGCCGUGGAGGUGGCGGAUAUGGAUCAGGUGCACCAUCUGCAUCACUCGAGUAGUUCUGUGGCUCCUCCUUUUGUCUAUCCCCACAAAAUCAGCAUUUGCAUCGCCCAGUUCUCUCUCUUAUGAUUUUUGUUGCUUGAAGUGUAGGACAAGUUACAUAUUUUAGUUUGCGGUGGACGAUGCCUUUUUAUAUUUUGAGAUGCCAAAAUUAUCUACGGCUAAAUUAGCAUUUGCACCCCAAAAUUUUAUGAUUUUUUGGGGCUUUAUUGUUGGACAAGUCACAUUCCAAGUUUGUGGUGGACUAAGCCUCGUGAGAUGCCAAAAUUAUCCAGUGUCAUUUGACAUGUGUA